AUGCCGACAGCAGCUGAAGCCAUUGCAGAACCCACGCUUUAUGGUGUAAUGAUCACACAGACGGCCUAUUACUACACCACCUACAGCAUGGAUCCGCGUUGGAUGAAGAUCUACGUAGCAGUUCUCUUUGUGGCGGACACGUUGAAUUCCGUAUUCAACAUGGCAUGGAUCUACGGUGUCCUCAUAAACAAUUUCGGUAAUGCAAGUGCGCUUGGUAUCGGAAAUUGGCUAUUUGAGACCGAGCAAGCUUUAACGGGAAUCAUCGCGAUGCAAGUCCAGCUGUUCUACGCCUGGCGUAUCUACAAGCUCACCGGUCAAUUGUGGCUUGUGGCGACGGUAGCGGUUCCUUCUGUCAUUGGAGGUCUGUCCGGCGUAGGCACAGCCAUAGGUGUCGGAAUAUUACCGCAAUUCUCUGGGCUUCAGCGAUUGAAGGUCGUCGUUAUUCUCUGGCUCAUGGGAGCCGUCGUGUGCGAUAUGAUCAUCACGACCGUACUGACAUGGUACUUGCGCAAAAACCGCACUGCGUACACACGUACGAAGGGGCUGAUAUCGCGUAUGCUGCAACUGAUUGUCUCUAAUGGUUUGCUGACGGCGGCCUUCGCUGCUGCUGAUGUUGUUGCGUAUCUCGCUACGACGAAUAGUUAUCAUCUCAUCUUCAAUUUUCCUCUGUGCAAACUUUAUGGAAAUACUGUUAUGUCAACUCUGAACGCACGUUCUAUGCUCGCUCCCGCGUCGAGUACUGCGCAGUAUCAGGGCGACGGACAUGUGUCAUUUGAUGGUAACACCCCAUGGCGACAGAGUUCGGACACUCCGAGUAAAUCUUCUCAAGGCAACGCCGGAGAUAACACAACUUCUCGUCCUGCACAGAUUAUGGUCAACGUCGAAACACAUGAAAUGAUAGAUAUACCACGACAAGCGAUGAUGAAAGACGGGAGUUGGUCAGACAGGGACAUCGAGGGCGAACUUAAGAGUGGCGGUGUCAUAUAG
This is a messenger RNA of Fomitopsis serialis, 987 nucleotides long. RefSeq lists its product as uncharacterized. NCBI's taxonomy places the organism in Eukaryota, Fungi, Basidiomycota, Agaricomycetes, Polyporales, Fomitopsidaceae. The transcript is spliced from 17 exons. Bases 1 to 987 code for a protein of 328 amino acids. The record is from RefSeq and is a predicted model, not a curated record.